AAUUUUAGGAAAUUAUAAAAAGAACAACGUUAGGAAUAGAAAAGUUGCAGUUUGGCAACUCCAACUCGAACGGAACGCCACCACCAUCGUUUUAUUUUGUUUUUGUUUCAUAUUAAUUUGGCUUCUCUGCCUCCAAUUUCCUGAGACAACAAACUCGUUAAACAGAGUACGAGGUACAGGAGAAGGUGAUCAUCGAGCACCAAAACCACGAUCAUGGCUAUGGGCCCGGAAAGAUCCAAACCUCUCCACAACUUCCCCAUGCCCUGUCUCAAAUGGGGCAACCAGAGAUUCCUCAGGUGCGUCAAAGUCGCCGACGAUCAUGACGAUAUCGCCGCCGUUCGCAGGAAGCUCAUACUCGAUCUCAGAGUCGCCGCCGACAACCUCAAAGUUUCCAUCUUCCAAGAACCCAAUUCCAAACCCUGGAAUUUGCGAACACGAAGAGCCGCCUGCAAGGCACCGCAUCACACCAACCAGCUCAAUUCCCUCACCCAAGAGAUGAAGAAGAAGAAGAAGACGACGAAGAUUGAAGAAAAAACUAAGUUUUCCGUUUCACUCACGAAGGAGGAGGUGGAACACGAUUUCUGGGCCCUGCUCGGAACCAGGCCUCCCAGGAGGCCCAAGAAGAGGCCCAGAAUCAUCCAGAAGAAUUUGGAUACACUUUUUCCUGGUUUGUGGCUCUCCGAGGUUACUGCAGAAUCUUACGAAGUGCCUGAAGUUCCCGAAUGAGACCAAUUAGGGGUGAUUCCUAACUUCUAACUUUUUCACCUUGUGAUAUAAAUGAUGGUAAUUGCCAAAUCAACCAUGUUAGUAGAAUACUUGAUUCAAUACUAGUGAAUGUUGUGGAAUUCUGCAUCUGAAUAUCCGAGAUGUAGCAGUUUGUACAUUCUGUAUGUUAAUAUUAUCACUGCUUCUGAUUAAACAUCUGUGGUUCAUUUUUAUUUUAUGAAUUUGGUAGAAGCCGAAUUACUGGAUGCAGCAGUUUUAAUCGUUCAA
Vigna angularis (adzuki bean) is the source of this 993-nucleotide messenger RNA. RefSeq lists its product as uncharacterized. The record is from RefSeq and is a predicted model, not a curated record. Bases 214 to 726 code for a protein of 170 amino acids. Lineage: Eukaryota; Viridiplantae; Streptophyta; Magnoliopsida; Fabales; Fabaceae. The transcript is spliced from 2 exons.